AUGUUUAUGAUUAUGAUGUUAAAUAAAUUGAUAUUCAAAUAUGUAGUUGAUAUUUCAAGUAUUAAUGGUAGACUUCAUUAUAAAUGGGAUAGAGUAACCAUUCUACCAGAGGUGUUAGCUGCUCACGGAUAUAUCGAUCAAUUGAAAUCUAUUUCAGCGAUAGAACCAAACCUAUCAAUUACAAUAGCUAUCCAGUGCAAAUUGAAAGAGCAUUCUGAUCAACCUCGAUCUGAAAUCGAUGGAAAUGUGUUUAAUGAAGUUGCUUACUACGGUGAUAUAGGAAUAAUCAAAUGGUUAGCAGAGAAUCGAUCCGAAGAUUUGGCGAGUUCCGAUAUGUUUUAUUCUGGUUUCGCUGCAAAUCAUCAACAUAUCCUAGAAUAUGUGUUGUUUUUACAUAACAAUUUGUUUGACCAAAGUAAACCACAAUACAUAUCUUCAACAAUAAAAUAUCCAAAUAGAUUCACGCUAUUCAAAUUUAUCUAUGGUGUUGGAUGUGUAUGCCCAGACAAUGUAAUGGAUUUAGCAGCUAUGUCAAGCAAUUUCGAUGCCAUGAAAUGGUUACAUUCCAAUACAACACAUAGAAGUACAUCGAAAUCUCUUAAUUUCGCAGCACAGGCAAAUCGUUUUUAUAUUAUUACAUGGUUGAAAGAGAGUUGUAAUCUUAAUUACACUGUCGAGAUGAUGGAUACAGCUGUUGGUGCGGGCCAUAUAGAAUUGGUGAAAUGGUUAAAUGUGAAUAGUACAGAAGGAUGUUCAGUAGCAGCAAUGAACAUAGCCGCCAUUAACUCUAACUUGGAAAUGGUUAAUUGGCUGAAAGAGAAUCGUACAGAAGGUCAUUCACACGGACAGAUAUUGGAUGUCGUAGCAUCGGCUGGCGACGUGGCAAUGCUUUAG
Heterostelium album PN500 is the source of this 894-nucleotide messenger RNA. Its product is annotated as ankyrin repeat domain-containing protein. The record is from RefSeq and is a predicted model, not a curated record. NCBI's taxonomy places the organism in Eukaryota, Evosea, Eumycetozoa, Acytosteliales, Acytosteliaceae. Gene Ontology annotation, molecular function: protein binding. The transcript has 3 exons. The coding region runs from base 1 to 894 and encodes 297 amino acids.